This is a messenger RNA of Lachnellula hyalina, 1512 nucleotides long. RefSeq names its product Homoserine O-acetyltransferase (gene metE). NCBI's taxonomy places the organism in Eukaryota, Fungi, Ascomycota, Leotiomycetes, Helotiales, Lachnaceae. Gene Ontology annotation, molecular function: homoserine O-acetyltransferase activity. The coding region runs from base 1 to 1512 and encodes 503 amino acids. The record is from RefSeq and is a predicted model, not a curated record. Gene Ontology annotation, biological process: L-homoserine metabolic process. The transcript has 3 exons.
AUGGCCAGCACAUCAUCAAAGUCUCAGGCCGUUAGCUCUGCAUAUUAUGAAAGAACGCGCCAGCAACCCGAGAACCCUUUCGCAUCCCUCAUACCCGACCAAACCAUCGCUAUCAUCCCAUCAUUUACCCUCGAAUCCGGUGUCACCUUGCACAACGUUCCACUGGCGUACAGCACAAGAGGAAAGCUCUCUCCAACUGGUGACAAUGCUAUGGUGAUAUGUCAUGCCUUGACCGGCAGUGCAGACGUUAGUGACUGGUGGGGCCCUUUGCUGGGCGGGCCUGGCCGAGCAUUCGAUAUCUCCAGGUUCUUCGUCAUUUGCAUGAACAGUCUAGGGAGUCCAUAUGGGAGUGCAAGUCCCGUCACUUGCAAAGAUGGGAACCCCGAGAGUGAGAGAUACGGCCCCGAGUUCCCGCUGACAACGAUAAGAGAUGAUGUCAAUCUUCACAAAUUACUUCUCGAUGAGCUGGGAAUAAAGCAGGUCGCGGUGGUCAUAGGCGGUUCUAUGGGCGGAAUGCUGGUUCUAGAAUGGGCAUACUUUGGAAAGGACUACGUCAGAUCAAUUGUUCCAAUUGCAACCUCGAGUCGACAUAGCGCUUGGGGAAUCAGCUGGGGCGAGGCACAGAGACAGAGUAUAUACGCGGAUCCAAAGUACGACGAUGGAUAUUACCCCUUUUCGGACCCACCUUCAGCAGGACUAGGGGCAGCACGAAUGUCUGCGCUGCUAACAUACCGAAGUCGAAACUCCUUCGAGGCCAGAUUCGGUAGAAAUACCCCUGAUGCAUCAAAGAAGCAAACCAUCAGUGAGGAUCAACGGCCCUCAACCCCUGGAGAGGUACAUGUGGCAAUACACAAUGAUGGACAUCGAUCAACGCGCUCGCCACGUUCCCCAUCAUCACGAUCUGGAAGCUCAACGGCAAUUUCCCGCAAGGCAGAGACAGAUGGUGCUGAUGCAUCCAACUUCAUGGACCCACAAUUCCACGGUGCAAAAUCUGCUAGGCCAGAAGCAUCGACAGAGUCGAAAAGAACAACAUCUACUUAUUUCUCCGCACAAUCAUAUCUUCGCUACCAAGGCGAGAAGUUUGUUAAGCGAUUUGAUGGUAAUUGCUACAUCGCCAUCACUCGAAAAUUAGAUACCCAUGAUGUCUCAAGAUACAGAGUAUCUGCCGAUUCUCAAACACCCAUCGCCGAUGCACUAGCUCAGAUUCAACAGCCCACGUUAGUCCUUGGGAUUGAAAGUGACGGCCUAUUUACAUUCGACGAGCAGAAAGAGAUUGCAGCGUCUAUCCCCAAUGCGCGAUUACGAAAGAUUGAUUCUCCCGAGGGGCACGAUGCGUUCUUACUGCAAUUUGAGCAAGUCAACAAGCACAUUCUCGAAUUCUUGGGUGACGUACUACCAGAUAUCAUGGCGGUACCUGGAAGAGAGGAUGUCGAGGCCGAGGAGGGAGUAGGAGCUGUAACGAAGAGUAGUACGUUUGGAGAGGCUGAGGUAGAUGAUAUUACAGCGUGGUAG